AUGUCAAGACAAACAAUGCGGAUAAACGAAGGAAGAGCUUUGCAGAAACUGCAGCAGAAUCCCAAAAAGGUUUUGGAAAAUGCAAGACGUGGAAUAACCCAAGAUCUCGUCGAGCUUGCAAAUUUCUGGCCAUAUAUGGGACCAGAGCUUUUAGAGCUCGACGUUCUCGGUGUGUUUUUCUCGCACUUGGAUGGGACAGUUGUUCCUGCCUCGAAGCGCACCGCUGCGUCAGCCCCGGCGAGGGGAAGCCCUGCCAUAGACCGCGCUUGGGUUUCCCUCGUCGCUCUGACCAAAGUUGGCAGCUUCAUUAUCCCUCCCGACCCCCGCAUUGAAAUGGACAAAGUGGAGAAAAAGUUGAUUGCUGGGUGGGACGGCGCCUUCAAGUGGUGCGCAUUCUUCUACGGCGAGCGCAUCGCGCCCGUCGCAGUCUCAGCGCGCUCCACCGCCCCACCAAUCGUGCCCCCAGAGCUCCGAAGAGCUGCCAUGGAUCUCAUCGCCGCCGUGUUCUACUCGCUCAGCCGCUCCGAGGCUGCCCGCGCUGCGAUGGUCAAGACAGCAGGGAGCGUGGAGAUGGCGACGCGCCUUUGGGUCUUGGAGGACGAGUGCCCUGUUCCGUCUUCGCAGGAUAUUCCUGUCUGCAGCGCAGCGCUCGACGGUUUCCUCACCGUCCCUGAUUCCAAGGAGAUGCCUCCAGACGACCUUGGCCCGACUGAAGAAAAGGACCCUGAAGAGGAAGAUCGUCUGGAGACGAAAGCUAUAUCUCGUGCAGAGGAAAUCCGGAGCUUGCUUGACCGUGUUGUGGCCACCGCAGGAGGCUCGCCGGCCAGCGUCGUCCACCUCGUCCUCACGCGCUUGAAAGAGACGAUAAAUGGCCCCGGGAUUCAAGAGGCGCGGUGUCCCAUCUACCUCGACCUGAUGGGGCACCUGUCGAGGGCGGCAGACCAUCAGCUGCGCUUGGGGCUCCUGAGCGAAGGCGUGACGACUAUGGUCACUAAACUCGCCGUGCGCAUUGCGGGCAUGCUCGAGCGCAGUGUCGGUGCCGAUGCGAUGGGUCCACGCGCCCGCGCCCGCAUCGGGUUUCCAGGCGCCCCCGCCAACAUCCAUGGGGCGCACUCCGGGCUGCCGCCCAAGGAUGAGCAUCUCCUCGGCGGACUCGUUGCUUCGCUUGGGUAUCUCUGCAAUACCCUCGAGUCGACGGACGGAUUCUCUUGGGUCAACCAGUCGCUCUCAGCGGGCCUCCUCAAAGCAUGGGUUGGGGCGGCGCAUCUCAUGAAGUACAUGGACCCGGAAGACGCAGAUAUGAUUGUCAGCAUCGUCGGGAAAAUUCUUGUGCGCUAUCUCGUCUAUCGGAGCGUCGUACUCUCUGUGAAAACCGCCGUCGCUCGUGUACGAGAGACACGGGCUGCGGAAUUCAAAGGGUCUUCAGCGAAGCAAGACAGUGGCAAGGCCGAUUGGGGCUCGAAGACUUUGGAAGAACGUCACGAUGCAGAGGAUGAGCUCCAGAUGAAGAAGUGGACUCCGGAAGCUCGUCGUGCUUGGAGGAGGUUCGAACACCUGGCCAUUGAAAGGUAUUUGGUGACCAUUCAUAUGAAGAUCGUCAAAAAGAAGGCUGUUACCUGCGAUAACGUCAAGUGUCAGAAAGUCGAUGAAAAGAACAAUUUCAUGCGCUGCAGCUCGUGCUCAAACACCAUGUAUUGCUCGCGCGAAUGUCAAAUCACGGCGUGGAAAGAGGGCGGACACAAGCUCGUCUGCAAGCUCAAGCAGAAGGAAAUGCAAGAGGGCCGCUUUCAAUCCAUCUCCGAAGGCGACGCCGCGUACUUCCACCACCUCGCAACGCGGGACGCCCGACACCACCUCCCGCUCCUCCUGCGUCUUGCUUCAACCUCCUAUCCCACGCUCUCUCUGACAGACCUUAUCAUCUCGAUCGACUACAUGAAGCAUCCGCCAAAGUUCACCGUGUAUCCGCUCUCCGAGCAUGAGAAGCAUUGCCCACGUAUCGCGUCCGACGCGAGCGCCAACGCCGAGGCGCGUAACGAGGAGCUGAUCAACCGCGCCCGACAGAACCCCGGAAAGUACGGCAUCAUACAGAGCAGGAUCGCGAACGGGCAAGGAAUGCAGAUGGUUUUGAGCGUUGUCACGGGCACGUUUUGGAACGAGAGGGAGCCGGGGGAAGAUGAGGCGCUGGCAGGCGAGUGGAACUCGGAAGAUGAAGACAAAGGAGGUAACUUGAAAGGAGCUGGGAAGCGUAGGAAGGGUCGUCGUGCGGAAUCGGACGACUCGCAUGACGAAGAUGACAUCAGGGGUACAAAUGUGGAUGGGGUGGACAUGAUGAUGGCGAGGAUGACUUUGAACGGACUUCUCAAAGCGAUGGGAGAACCCGAACGCUUUUGA
This is a messenger RNA of Cyclocybe aegerita, 2391 nucleotides long. Lineage: Eukaryota; Fungi; Basidiomycota; Agaricomycetes; Agaricales; Hemipholiotaceae. The record is from the annotation of a GenBank genome assembly.